Saccostrea cuccullata (small rock oyster) is the source of this 669-nucleotide messenger RNA. RefSeq lists its product as uncharacterized. Bases 55 to 588 code for a protein of 177 amino acids. The record is from RefSeq and is a predicted model, not a curated record. NCBI's taxonomy places the organism in Eukaryota, Metazoa, Mollusca, Bivalvia, Ostreida, Ostreidae. The transcript has 4 exons.
AAGGAAGCGCUAAAACAUGACGUCACAAUAAACGCUUGCGUCAACGCACAUGAUAUGACGCAUUCAGUUUACAUCAUCAGUUUCCUUAUUGUGUUGUGUUUUCUUUUAGGCCUACAAGACAGAUGUGUAGCGGCGCCCAUUUUGAAUUCUACCCUUAGCCGGACGGGACGUCACAAACGCUGGGAAGAUGAAGCAUACGACGACUACAGCGGGGGUGAAAUUGAUUACAAAGAGGAGACGGAAGAGGAGGCCAGAAUUAAGAACUUAUUAUUAAACUGGGAGAAGCUGGCACUCAAAGCCAUCUUUGGUCUCUCCUUCUUCUCGCUGAUCUGCAUGGUGUGGUACAUCUGUUGUAAGAACUGCUGUAGAUAUCUGGUGGUGGGCCCUUUGAAGGAGGCCUUUAUCGACUAUUGGACAAGAUUUUGUCCUUGCUGCGUGAAGGACAAACAGUUUCAUAGAAUGAAAGUUCAAGCCGAGAAGUUUGGCCUGAAGCUAACCCCCUCAACAUUCGCUCAACUGAGGCGCGUGGCGGAACAGGCUGCGGAAACGAUGGGGUACGACACCUCAAAUCAACCCGCUUACAUGUGAGGGUCCAAAACAACGCACAGAUACUGGGAAGCUUGGAAGAAUUCCGAAACAAUGGACAGAUGCUUGUAAUUUCUGUAGGAU